AUGGACGCUCCUGGGGUGCUGGACGUCGAAUCGGCGCCGCAGGAGCUCGCUACAGACGCGCUGUACGAGGACCCCGCUGCCGCAGCGUCGCAAAAGCCGGCGCCAAAGAACCUGCUGCGUGUGGAGCCCCUGGAGCUGGAGUGGCAGCGUAUUGGCUGCAGCUACCGCGCGGCUGCAGGGACCAAGGUGGUGCUGCAGGAUGUUUACGGACGUGCGUCGCCCGGCGAGAUGCAGGCGCUGCUGGGCCCCUCUGGCGCGGGCAAGUCCACCCUCAUGGACAUCCUUGCGCAGCGCAAGAGCGUCGGCACGCUGACGGGGCAGCUGCUGGUCAGCGGCCGCCCGGUCGCGCGCGGCUUCAUCCGCAAGACGGCGUACGUGCCCCAAGAGGACAACUUUGUGCCGACGAUGACGACCAUGGAGACCAUGCGGUUCUACGCCGCCAUCAUCCUGCCCGAUGAGAUGGGGCGCGCCGGCCGGCAGCAGCGGUUGGAGGAGGUGCUCGACGCCGUCGGCCUCGGCACCCACCACAAGACGCUCGUCGGCGGCGUGCUGCCCGGUGGCCUCAUGCUGCGCGGCCUCAGCGGCGGCGAGCGCAAGCGGCUGUCAAUUGCGGUCGGCAUCCUGGCGGCGCCGAGCGUGGUGUACCUGGACGAGCCCACCAGCGGCCUCGACUCGUUUGCGGCGCUGACGGUGAUGGGCUACAUGAAGCGCAUGGCGCGCACCAAUGGGCAGGUGGUCAUCGCGUCGAUCCACCAGCCGCGGUCGGCGAUCUGGAGCAUGUUUGACACGGUCACACUGCUGUCCUGCGGCCGGCUGAUGUACACUGGCAUCCGCGACGGCCUGGUGGAGUGGUUUGCGUCGCGCGGCUUUGAGUACGACGCCGGCGUCCACGGUGUCGCCUCGGACUG
Molecule: messenger RNA, 908 nt
Organism: Monoraphidium neglectum
Lineage: Eukaryota; Viridiplantae; Chlorophyta; Chlorophyceae; Sphaeropleales; Selenastraceae
Product: ABC transporter G family protein
Exons: 3
Molecular function (GO): ATP hydrolysis activity; ATP binding
Source: RefSeq, a predicted model, not a curated record